AACUAAUGAAAUGACCACCCACACAAGGAGAAAGAAGACGACGCUGAAGCGAGAGCGAAAUAAAGACUCGAGAGAGGGGGAUCGGGUACAGUACAACCCCGGUGUAUUUUAGCUUGCACCAGCGACAUGAGCUUUCUCUUCGGCCACAGAAAAACUCCCGCAGAGCUUCUGCGGGAGAAUAAGAGGAUGCUAGACAAAUCCAUUAGAGAAAUAGAAAGGGAAAGACAAGGUCUACAAACCCAAGAAAAGAAGCUGAUUGUAGAGAUAAAGAAGAAUGCUAAACAAGGACAGAUGGGGGCAGUUAGAGUGAUGGCUAAAGAUCUUAUUAGAACUCGGCAUCAGGUUGAAAAGUUUUAUAAGCUUAAAUCACAACUCCAGGGUGUAUCUUUGAGAAUCCAGACUCUCAAAUCAACUCAAGCAAUGGGAGAGGCCAUGAAAGGUGUUACCAAGGCAAUGGGUCAGAUGAAUAGGCAGAUGAACCUGCCAUCAUUGCAGAAGAUUAUGCAAGAGUUUGAGAGGCAGAAUGAAAAGAUGGAAAUGGUGACUGAGGUAAUGGGAGAUGCCGUUGAUGAUGCUCUGGAAGGGGAUGAAGAAGAGCAAGAAACCGAUGACCUUGUGAAUCAGGUGCUUGAUGAGAUUGGAAUCAAUAUCAAUUCUGAGCUUUUGAAUGCACCCUCAGCUUCUGUCAGUGCACCAGUUGCAACAAACAAGGUAGCCCAAGCAGAGAAUGAAGAUGGUGGAAUAGACAACGAUUUACAGGCAAGGUUGGAUAAUUUAAGAAGGAUGUAAAUUUGUGAAGAUGAGAGAAGCAUCACAGUCGAAAGAUGAUAAUAAUGCGCUUUAUAAUAUUUGAUUGUGCGUUUAAAGCACAUAGUCACGUCAUGUUGUUGGCUUUUGAAUGUACGCUCGCCCCCUUUUUUUUUGUGUAAAUAUAUGUUUGAUGUUUGUAAUAAAUCUUAGUGUUGAAGUGCCUUGGAAGAAUUA
Messenger RNA from Carya illinoinensis, 984 nucleotides. RefSeq names its product vacuolar protein sorting-associated protein 2 homolog 1-like. The coding region runs from base 127 to 789 and encodes 220 amino acids. NCBI's taxonomy places the organism in Eukaryota, Viridiplantae, Streptophyta, Magnoliopsida, Fagales, Juglandaceae. The transcript has 5 exons. The record is from RefSeq and is a predicted model, not a curated record. Gene Ontology annotation, cellular component: ESCRT III complex; multivesicular body. Gene Ontology annotation, biological process: protein transport; late endosome to vacuole transport; endosome transport via multivesicular body sorting pathway.